Messenger RNA from Symbiodinium natans, 369 nucleotides. The record is from the annotation of a GenBank genome assembly. Lineage: Eukaryota; Dinophyceae; Suessiales; Symbiodiniaceae.
AUGGGACCGUUAGUCCGCAGUCUGUUCACAUUGCUUCACGACACUGGGGGCAACUCGAAGGCCGCUGCAGCGAGUGGUGCGGACGGGCUUCUUGUGUGGGAGGCUAAGUGCGCUCCGGCAUCAGGGAUUUUUUUAAACUUCUCCAACUCGCAUUGUCACCUGCCCUUUCCGGAAGCAAAAACUGAGACCCCCAUCAAGCCCUGGGAUGCUCGCUGGAUUCCCCUGAGCCCUCGUGAUAUUUGCAAGGGGCCCUGCAAGGGGCCCUGCAAAGGGCCCUGCAAGGCCCUGCAAGGGGCGUGCAGGGUGCUGCUCCUUGUGUUCCCAUGUGGGAAUCCGGAGCCGAAUCGGCGAUUCUCCAGCAAGCCCUAA